Messenger RNA from Prorocentrum cordatum, 4045 nucleotides. The record is from the annotation of a GenBank genome assembly. NCBI's taxonomy places the organism in Eukaryota, Dinophyceae, Prorocentrales, Prorocentraceae.
AUGGUGGUGCCGUGGGCCGCAGCCGGCCCGUGGGCGGCCUCCAUCGCGACCGCGUGGCUCUCGCGCUGUCCCGCGUGCCCGGAGGCCCGCGUGACGUGCGGGGCCUGCCCCGCGUGCCCUCCGGCGGCGGCCGCCGCCCCCUGCCCGGGCUGCCCGAGCUGCCCGGACUGCAGUCUGACCUGCGGGACCGGGCCAGGCUGGUGGGCGGUCCUUGCCGCCCUGGCUGCUGGCCUCGCGGCCGGUGGCAGCUUCCGCGUGGCGCUGGGCUGGGCCGCCCGAGCCGCCUCGCUCUUCGUCGGCGGGACCGACCCGCCGCGGCGCGAGGGUGCGGCGCCCGUGACCCUGCUCGUCGAGGACGACGGAGCGGGCCAGGACGGCGGCGCGCAGCGCCGCUUUCGGGCAGUGCGAGCGAUGGCGGCGGCGGCGAUGCGCACGCUCGACGUGCCCGAGGCGCAGGUGUGCGUGAACUACGACGACGACGACAACUUCCGGUGGCACCACAGGGUGCUCCUCGAGCAACUCAGCCCUGGCAUCUGGGUGGCGGCGACUCCCGACGGCGAGGUGCUGACGCUGGACCUCAGCAAGCACCUGGUCGUCCCCCUGCGCCGGGCGUCCGCGUUCCCGGUCCGGGUUCGUGGGCAGGUCUACGCGUUCGGCGACCAGUCGGACGAGGACAUCGAGGCGCUGCGCGUGGAGGCGCGUGGCCUCGCCCUGGUCAUGGGCGUCGCUGCCCCAGCUGGGACUGCUGGCGGCGUCGUGCCGCGCUGGAUCGUCUCGGACCCAGGCUCGCCCGAGUUCGGGCGCGAGCUGGACCUCCACCUCAUCGGGAACCCGGAGCGGCUGAUCAGCCGCGACGCGGUGGGCAUCGCGAUGCUCAGCGAGGAGGAGGGCUGGGUCUCGGUCGAGAACGUGCAGCAGGCCGACGAGGAGGACUGGCGCGCCGAGAAGCGCCGAGGCCCGGGGCGCGACCCGCGGAUCCUCCCGCUGGCGCGGCGGGGUCGCGGGCUCCAGGUGACGCUCGGGGAGGCGAUCGCGAAGAUGAACGCGGUCGACUUCGACGACUGGCCCUUUCGGGGGCCGAAGGCCCUGCCCGAGCUGCUGGCCGCCAUCCUCGCCACCGGGCUGACCCUCACGUCCUACUGGGGGUACUGGGUCUCGGAGUCGGGGGUGUCGCGGAACGCCGCGGUGGCCCAGGAGGUGCGGCACGCGCUGAGCCAGCUGCACCACGCCGUGACCUACGACCUCGUGGACCCGUCGAACCUGGCGUCUCUGGAGCUCCUGGGACGCCGGGUGCUGCAGAUCCAGCGGGCGGUGAAGAGGUGCCCGCGCCACCCGAGCUUCGAGGGCCUCGGCCUGAUGCUGAGCAGCUCCUUGGACGAGAGCGGAGGCGUCGUGACGUCGAAGUUCGACGCGUUCGUGGCCGAGGAGCAGAAGUCGCAGGGCAUCAUUCUGAAGCAGGAGCGGAUGUGCCGGGAGGAGCAGGAGUCGGAGGCGAAGAAGUACGAGAGGCAGGGCGACGACAGGGAGAGGGGCCCCAAGGCGGAUCUGAAGGGCAAGGCAAAGCCGAAGCCCAAGGCCGCCGCGAAGGAGUCGGUCAUCAAGCGAGUCCGACGUCGUGUCCGCGGCUUCGGCGACCGACCGAAAGACAUGGACUGUGCUGGAGCCCUGCAGGAGCUCCUCAAGUGCAAGGAUCUGUGCUCGAACAUGGGCGAGGCUUCUACUCGCCGCGACUAUGAUGCUGACAAGCUCAAUGUGUUACGACGUGCGCCACAUGACCGGCCUCGUCAGCUUCGAGACGUUGCCCCUCGGCACGUCACCGAGGCGCUGGACCACUUCAACUCGGACGUCGUUCGCCCCGCGCCGAACAUCCCCGAGGACGAGGUCAUCGUGGAGCCUUACUGGGACCCUCUCCUCAACCCGCGCGACCCUCGGAACCGACCACGCCUCGUCGACUUCCUUCGACGACUCGCUGCACGGGGCCUGGUGGAUGGCCGGGCGCGUCGGAAGGCGUGCGUCAGUACCUUCUUCGUCGCCAAGAAGAACGGCGACAUACGCAUGGUCGUGGGCGCUCGCCAGCCCAACCAGCUGCACAAGCUCCCCCCUCGGACUGUGCUGGCAUCCGGUGAGGCGCUGGGCUCGAUCAACUUGCUCGACGCCGCCGGCGCGAGCCCCGAGGACUUGGCGGAUUUCGACGGCUGCUACGAGUCGCUCUGCGCAGGCUCCGUGGACCUCAUGGACGGGUUCUACCAGUUCGCCGACCCCUCGUGGGGCAGCUGGAUGUGCUUCGACGUGGAGGUCACCGCUGACGAGCUCGGGCUCGACUCGAUCUACGACGAGAAGCUCGGGCGCCGCGUGGCCGUGUCAGGCGACGACGUCAUCUGGCCCUGCUUCGCGGCGUUGCCCAUGGGCUGGAGCUGGGCGCUUUGGAUCUGCCACGAGGUUCUCGUCGACGCGAUGGACGAGGCGGGCCUCCCAGGCGACGGCUGGUGCCUUGACAAAGCCCGUGCGCCGACUCUCGUCGGACAGGCUGUCGUCAGGGCGCCGUGCGUCGACAACGGGAAUCUUGUCGCGCUCAGCGCGCCGGCGCUCAACGACCGGCUGGACAAGCUCACUGCUGAACUGGAUCGUCGCGGGCUUCGCUGGCACGAGCUCGAGCGCGCGCAGCCCGGCCUUGUCGUCUUGGGGCUGGUGCUCGACGGGCGCGAGGGCCGACUCAGGCAUACCGCCAAGCGCGCCUGGAGGCUCUACCUGGCUCUGCACCACGUGCUUCGGACGCCAUGGCUCGCCCGCUGGCAGCUGCGGCGAAUCGUCGGCCACCUGGUGCACUACUUCUCCGUCGUACGCCCCGGGCUCAGCGUGCUGGGGUCCUGCUACACGUUCAUCGGAGACGGCGACCUGUCCCCUGUCGUGCGGUUGCCUGGAGAUGUUCUCGGUGAGCUCGCAGUUGCUGCAGGCCUCGUCUUCCUCGGCGAAGUGGACCUGUGCCGCGUGCCGUCCGACGUCGCCUUCACGACCGACAGCUCGCUGCGAGGCUACGCCGUCUGCGAAGCCCGACUGGAGCCCUGGGAGGUACUGGCGGCCACCAGAUGGCGCGAGCGCCAGCGGUUCGUCGCCACCGAGCCCGAGGUCGCGCCCGACGACGAGCAGUACGAAGGGCGGGCCGCCGGCUUUUGCGACAUCUCCGGGCCACUGCCCGUCGAGCUGCCGCCCCGGCUGCGGCACGCCGUGGCCAAGAGGCGCCGGGUCGAGUUGGAGAUCGGGGUCCCGCCCGAGCCGUUGGCGGCCGCUCUGCUGGACGCUGGUCGCUGGGUGGAGCGCCGCCGUGGCGCGUGGCGCCGGCCUGGCCGUAUUCACGCCCUCGAGGCGCGCGCCGCCGUCGCACCGCUAUGGAGAGCGGCAGGCGACGUCAACUUCCACGGGAAGGAGAUCCUCAGUCUGUGCGACAACAUGUCGUCGGUCCUCGCCUUUGAGAAGGGCAGGGCCACCAAUUUUGAGCUCCUGGCGCAGUGCCGCCGGGUUGCGGCCGUCUGCUUCGGGUGCGAGAUCCGCUGGCGCCCGAGGCACGUGCCAGGCAUCUACAACGUCGCGGACCACGGGAGCCGGGCGGCUGACCGAGGUGAGCUCCUCGCCGGACGCUACCGCGGACGAGGCGCCCUGUCGGCGCCCACCAGCGGCAGCCGCCGAAUUCCCGUGGUCCCGCCAGCCGCGGGCAGGGCCAAGGCCCCGCCGACCGCGGCUACCGAGUUUGAGAUCGGACGAGAGCAGGCCGAGUUGCUGGGAGUAAAAGGCAUCAAGAUGAAGUCUCGAAAGUACGCCCCAACGAGCGACCCCAACGAGACCGACCUGAGCAUGUUCGAUGCCUCCCUGUUGCACUCGAGCCUCCUGGAGUUCCUCUACGGGGCCCACGUGUACAUCUUGGGGCACGCGAAGAUCCUCAACAGGACCCUCCUGAGCGCCCUCGGCCUCCUGAAGUUCUUCAACAGGGCCCACCUGCACACCUUGGGCCACACGAAGAGCCUCAACGGGCACUGGCUAAGCGCCCUCG